Molecule: messenger RNA, 2241 nt
Organism: Capsaspora owczarzaki ATCC 30864
Lineage: Eukaryota; Filasterea; Ministeriida; Capsasporidae
Exons: 1
Coding region: 1-2241 (746 amino acids)
Cellular component (GO): nucleus
Molecular function (GO): DNA binding
Source: RefSeq, a predicted model, not a curated record
AUGGAGUGUCUUGUUGAGGUGGCUGCGAUCGUCGCGGGGUGGUUUGGGCGACUCGCCGAGGCGGCUGGAAAAAACCGACGACCGAUCGCCAUCGCCAUCGCCCUCAAGCUGCUAACCCCGGGUCCGCUGACCCUCUCGACUGGUUGUACGACAACACCAUUUCAAUGGACAUGUGAACAGGUCGCCGCGCGGCUGGGGCAGGCUGGCUUCAAGUGCGGAAAGUCGACUGUCAGUGACUGGGCUCAACUCCACGCGGGCCACCGCGAACUGAUUCAGUCUGGAACGCUGGAUGAAGUGAUCGAGCUGGCGCGGUCCACCCGCACGAAAGGCCGACCACCCAUCUUUACCGAUCACGAAGUUGAUGCAAUUAUCAAUUUAUUGGAAGCGUUUGCUCGCGCGUCAUGCUGUCUGACGAAAGCGCAGGCCGCCAAGUACUUGAAACCGUGUUCUGAAACAACUUCUUUCGACGGCUCACCAAGGCGGGCGUUUGUCCAAGACACGCCUAGCCGGUCCUGGUGGGCCACCUUUUUGAAGCGAGCGAAGGGACGCGUCAGGCUUCGAAAGGGCCGUGUGCUGGAAGUGUGCCGGGCUGCAGCGCUGACACCCGACAAUCUCGGGACUCUCCCGAGUCAACUCAAACAGGCCUACGAUCAACAUCCUCUCCUUACCGUCGAGCCGAGCCGCGUCAGCAACUUUGACGAGAGCGAGAUUUCUUCUCGCGUCAAGGGAUCGACUGUAUUAGGGGCAUCGUGGGGUCGUGUCGCGCUCGUUGGCGGUGGGCACAACAACAGCCUCGGACGGCACAUCACCGGCGUCUUCUUGGUGUGUGCCGAUGGAACUGCGCCGCUCCCUCCCAUGCUGAUUUUUACGAAGGGUACGAACGUCGCGACGGUUUGCCAACACGUUCCCAUUGACGCCUGCUCUACCGCAACGACCGAGAAGGGGUACAUGACCUCAGACUUGUUCAAAACUUAUCUGCGCGAGUGGCGAAGCUGCAUGCGAGAAAGACACCCGUCAGGCCCGCUGCUUUUGAUCAUGGAUGGCUCAUCCACGCACAGCCUCGAGCACGAUUUGGUGGCCGAGUUUUUCUACGAUCAAAUUCAGAUUCUUGUCUUGCCCGCGCACACGAGCACUGAGACUCAGCCACUCGAUCGCACUGUGUUUGGCUACUUCAAGCGUCAGUUACAAGCAGAGUAUGCGAGCGCGAUUGCAGCUGGCGUCUUUGCCUCGGACGACCAAAUGCGAGUGCAUUGCGCUCUGAAUGCGUGGUACAAGAUUUCGCAAAAUACAGCCGUCAUCACUGCUGGAUUUAAAAAGACUGGAAUCUGGCCUUUGGACAAGAAUGCAUACUGCGAGUGGGUGGUGAGCCCGGACCAUGCGAGCAGAACUGAAUCACUCAUAGGAAAAGAGGCCUUGGCUGCGCUCGUCCAGCCAGUUUCUGCAACGCCCACAGACACGGCGAGCGUCCCCAAUCUCCUGUCGACUCCAACGCUGCCCGUCGUCGAGAGUGCCGAGAUAUCCCACCCCACACCGCCUUUGCCCUCGGUGGAGAGCGGGUAUGCCAGCGUCCCAGACCCUGCUCCCUCGCUUUCGCCGGUGCGUUUGAUAUUCAAGAAGGCUCGCCUAAUCCUCGAUGAUGCCGAUGUUGAACUUGCAGCUGGUCCCAGUUCCGAGGCGCUAGAACGAGAUGCACUCAGUCACGUUGGCAAACUUCGCGAGUUGCUGAGCGUCCCCAUCACCGUCGAUGAUAUCGUGCAGCGUGCUUCCUAUUCCCUCGCAAUUCAAACCAGCACUACCUACAAGCACAAGCAUACGAAAGGCGCGUAUCUGGCGAUUACCGAGGAGGCAAUGCAGCGGGCGAACGCAAAAAAACUGCAAGAACAAACGAAGAUUGCGCAGGAGAUGACUCGAUUGAUGAACCGGUCACGUACCAUGGCUGCCGAGGCCGCCGCCGAGCACGCAAAAUUUGCUCUGACACGGAGAAUCAGUGCACUGCAGACUGAACUCGCCGCCGCCGCCGAGUUGCAAGACCCUUUGCGCGAAGCAGAGCUCGCCCAAGCUCGCAACGAGCUGGCCGCACUUCAAGCUUCAACUCCGAAACGUACUCGAGCCCCUGUUGCUCGUACUCAAACUCCCGCUCGUGCCCGACAGAUUGCUUUGCGUCAAUCAGAGCAAGUUUUGUCGCACCUGUUGCUGCAAAUCCGACUGAGAGCCUGCCCUCGCCGUCGCUCCCCAUCCUGA